AUGAGCUGUGGGUUCCUAUGCGAAGAAGUAAAUGACGAGGUCGAUGCUGCAGUUCAAGUUCAUGAGGCACACCGUGAGCUGAAGGCACAGUUUGAAAGCCCUCUGCUCGGGGCAGGUUGGCUGGUGGAGCACCUUUCUCACCAUGAACCGGAUGACAUUGAAGUGGUAGGGGAUGAAGCACACAAGCACGGCCACCAGCACCACCAGGCACCGGCUGGACGCUGUCAUACUCAUGCAGGUCAGCCUGCCGGCCACGAGCUUGGUCAUGGAGAGCAGGAGCAGGGGCGCCGUCUGCAGAGACGCCAGGACCCACACAGCCACACAGAUGAGCCUGGCCCGCCGGGGUCCACGGAGCCGGAGACACUGGUGGGUGCGGACCACAGCCACGUAACGGUCCACGCUCACGCAUGCCAUCAGAUUCCAGAUGUGGAGAAAAGGGAGCCCUCCUACACUGUUGAUGGGAAUGUAAAUUGGCGCAGCCGCUAUGGAGAACGGGCAAACCACACGCCGGCCCGCAGCCCAGGGCGCCGGGUACACCGCACAGCCCCAAGGCCCCACCAAGCGCCACUUCCUCCCCGAAAACUCCGGUCUCUGCAGCAGCCCCCACACCUGGUGCUCGAGCAUCUGAGGGCAACUCACAGGUGGAGUGAAUGUCUACAUUAUGCUGAACUUCCAGAACCAACUAGAGAUACAACAGCGACAGAGUCCUUCCUUCUGGUGAAGUGGACAGAUGAGCAGGCAGGCGACCUCUAUGGAGAGACAGACGCAGCUGAGAGAAUUCAGGCCCUUUUGUCUUAUUUUCCUACAUUGUCAAGGAUCCACAUUACAAGGUUGAAGAGAAGCGGUGAUGGCAGGAGAUUAGAACACAGGCAUACACAGAGGGAAGACCACAUGAGGACACAGGGGGAAGACGUCCGUCUACAAGCCAAGGAGAGAGACCUCAGAGGAAACCAACCCUGCUGACACCUUGAUCUCAGACUUCUAGCCUCCAGAUUUGUGAGGAAAUAAAUUUCUGUUGUU
Molecule: messenger RNA, 1020 nt
Organism: Lagenorhynchus albirostris (white-beaked dolphin)
Lineage: Eukaryota; Metazoa; Chordata; Mammalia; Artiodactyla; Delphinidae
Exons: 8
Coding region: 1-963 (320 amino acids)
Source: RefSeq, a predicted model, not a curated record